UUUUGUUAAGGUAUCAGGAAUAUAAGGAUGGGAUUUUUUAUUGAAAUGUUUUAGAAAAAGACGCAGGGACAGAGCGAGUAUGCAACUCCUGUCCCUGCGUCUUUCCCAGGUGUUGGAGGAUAUCGGGGUCAGCAGGUACAUCCGCACCAGGAGGAGUAGAACAUGGCUGAUGGAGGAGACAAUUAAGGGGAUCAGAGAUGAGGUAGAGGGUAACAAUGAGACUCUCUAUCAUUUUGGCAGCCAAACAGAGGGAACCACAACAAUUGGGAUGAAGUCAGAUAUUGACACAUUAUAUUGCCAUGAUAGCAUGCCAGUAAUACUAGACAGGGGUGAGUGGAAGCAGGAAAAGAGGAAUCUCCUUGUGCUAAAGACUGAGCAUUCCCCACCCCAGCAUUGCUGGCUACAGCGGCUGAAACCUGAUCUCCCAUUACCAGAGACAGAGAAGACAGGGCCCAGUGACAUGGUGGAUACAGAGGGAAGAGUGCUAAUGACCAACACUCAAGUUGAAAUCUGUAGAGUCAUAAGACAGACUAAUGAGUCAGGGGAGAUUAUGCGUCAUGGUCCUUCAAAAAGCUGGAAUGAUAACGAGGAUAAUGUACAAGCAUAUCACUGUGUUCCUAUUCAACAAGCCACGCCCUGGCCAUUGGCCCAGACCUGACAAACUGGACCAGGCAAGGCAGACUGGAGUGUUCCUUGUGCCACAGGGAUACACUGAAGAUCCUUCAAGACCAAUCAGGUGCAAAUCCUCAACAUUCCUUGUGCCUCAUGAAUAUCCCUGCUAUCCUCUUUCUAAGAGAGAGUGGAGAUUUUCAACUUCUAUGAUGGAAAGACUCUUGAUAUUUGACAUGAAUACAGUGCAGCAUAAAGUAUAUGUCUUCCUUAAGAUUCUUAGAAAAUCAAUCAGAAAGUUGAUUGUGAAUGACUGUUUCAGCACAUCCCAUGUGGGUGACCGUUUCAGCACAUUCCACAUUAAGACUGCAAUGUUGUUUACCAUGGAGACAUAUCCACCAGACAAAUGGAGGGAGGAAAACCUUGUUCAGUGUGUCAUCUAUUGUUUGACCACACUUCUCAGAUGGCUGAGGAUCAAGAAUUGUCCACAUUACACAAUCUCCGAGGUAAACCUGUUCACUGGAAAACUGUUCAAACAUGAACAAAAUAAUCUGCAUUUUAUAAUAUCAAAAUUCAUCAAUGAUAACCUUCAGUGCUUGUUUUCUAUAGAAAUGGACAGUCUUGGAAAGAGAAUGUCUUCAGCUUGUUGUUCACAUAUUUCAACACACCUAAAAUCCAGAAUUGAGUUGAAUAGAUAUGCAAAUAUGGAAUUGCUAAAACUUUAUGUAUUAAUGUUUUUUCAUGCUUUUGACCAAAUUCUUGAUCAAUACCAGGUCAGUUCAGAUCAAACUCUUACGUCAUAUCUAGAUAUCCUGUUUUUCAAAAGUGAGAGUGGUUCAAAUUUAGAACAAGAAGCAGCUUCUGUGUUAAUACCACUGCUUUGUGGAUCGCUUGCCUCAAUUCAAGCAACUAGAUGCAUAAAUCAAGGCCAACCCAUUACACAGGAUAUUAUCCACCUGUAUCGGCUAUCUUUUGACUCUGACUUGCUGUCCAACAGACUGAAGUUUGCCUCCAUGUUGUACUGCAGUGGGCAGUAUAAGGCAGCAGCAAACUUCCUGACAUUCUGUGAGGGCCUGCUGAGACCUGAAGUGUGGCAAUGCUCUACGUGUACAGGAAGAGAAAAAACAAUGCCAAGCACUAAUAAGUUCUUUGAAAAGGCUGUAAAUAUGCCAUUCAAGGAUCUGCUACAAAAGUACACUGCCUACCAUGUUAUGUUCAUAAAUGAAGAUAUGGAAUGUGUUCCACAACAUCUGAGGUAUGAAAUGUUCAGAACAAUUGUAGAUGAAGACAGGCAACAAAGACGUCAAGCACACAACUAUACAUGGAUGGACCAUGUUGUGAUUGACUGUAUCCCAUUUCUCCACUACCUCCAAUACCUCACACACAGACAACUGAACCAACCUCAGAGUAAACUUGAGGCACUGAACAAUUUUCAUUUCUACAUAUCUUCAAGUGAACAUAAUCUCCACAUAGAUACAGCCUGGAACAUGCUGGGCCACUGCUAUGAAAUGGAGAACAAGCUGGACCUGGCCUGGAAAUGCUACUCAAAAUCACUGAAACUCUACCUAAGAAACAAUGCCGCAAACUGGCAUGUAGCUAGAAUGGUCCAAUCAGUUAAAUCAUUUAAGUUUAAGUAGUGUUGUGAUUGCCUGUCAGACUGAUUAACACUAAAUCAUCUCAGAAUAACAACUGUUUGACAAGGGGCUUUAUUCCGCUUAUUUGAAACCAAAUUAAAGCUGUAAUAUUUAGCAUGUCAUAACUAUGGGGAUAGUGAAGAUUUUUGUUUUAAAAGUGGCAAUAAUUUUAUCAUUUGAUAAUCAAGCAAAAUUUAACAAUUAUGUGAUAAGCCAGAUAUUGUAAUGUGUUGUAGUGUUCAUUUCUUUAAAUACAUUUAAUUAACAUCUUGUACAUGAUAGACAGCAUUAUGGUCAGGUACUCAUAUUUUUUCUGUUUAAAGUUUAGAUGUAGAACAUUUUUAUGCUGUGAUAUUUUAAGAUAUUAAAAAUAAUUAAAGAAAAAAAGGUGGUAUGAGAGCUUAAUUACCUGCAAAUGAUUUGACAGCAUUUUAUGGUCAAGUACUUGUGUUUUAAUGUUUGAAAUAAAUAUGU
Messenger RNA from Mya arenaria, 2717 nucleotides. RefSeq lists its product as uncharacterized. The transcript has 2 exons. The record is from RefSeq and is a predicted model, not a curated record. The coding region runs from base 80 to 658 and encodes 192 amino acids. NCBI's taxonomy places the organism in Eukaryota, Metazoa, Mollusca, Bivalvia, Myida, Myidae.